AGGAAUUUGUAAAAAUGUUUUUACUGAAAAUUGAGUGUGAUUAAGUCUACUGAACGCCUUGAUAUUUUGUACCGUCUUUCCACUUUUAAUAGCCUUCAGUCUAUGCUAAGAAUUAGCCACGCCAGGUAGCUUGUUAACCAAAACUUCCCCAACACUCAUUUUUGACACGUCCAUCAUGCUGGUUGUCAUUUGUAAAGCUGAUAAACAACUAUCACAGCUAUUAUCACACCACGUUUUUACUAUGACAAUAUUUAGCUAAGUACAGUAGUUAUAGCCUCCCUGUAAACAAGGGUGUAUUCAUUACGCCUAUACUUAGGCAAAACUUUUUCGAAACCUAUUCAGUCUGUUGGUGUAAAUGAGGUGGUUUCCAGUUUCCACUAUCACACCAAUCCAUUCCUUGAUAAUCCACGAGGGGGUGUACAGUCCUCUUUUAGGACAAUGGUGACAUAAUUCCAAUUUGACCUCUAUCCCAACUUCCUAGACAUGUUGGAUAGAUCUCAGCAGAGUUAUAUAUCGACGUCCAGUAGAGUGAGAUUUGACGAUAGACGUUCCAGCGAUAUUUCCAUCAAACUAUUUAAUGAGAGAAUCCUGUCUGCCAUCAAGAGCGUCGAGUCAUUUACUCACUGGACAAUGGGUGAAAUACCAGUGUACAGUCGCAGCAGCAAGAUUGCUGACCUGUUGCCACAAAAUGCCGACCAGGAGUUCUUGGAAGCACAGGGUUAUAAUGGAUACGACCCAGUUAACAAGUUUCCGGGAGGCAGUGAUACUUACCUCACCAUCUCUGGGGCAGGUCAUCCUUUUCUCUCCUCUGAGCAGACAUUCCAUACCCCCAGUCUUGGAGAUGAAGUGUUUGAGAUCCCUCCCAUCUCCCUGGACCAGGACUCUGCCCUCAGUGUGGGGGACGAGGUGUCCCAUUUUGGGGAACUAUCGGGAGGAGCAGGGGGUCCUUCUGGGGUUGGAAGCCUGGCGAGGAAUGCUGUGGUGGGGGGCAAUGACCCCUCCUUUGCCUCCACCUAUGUGAACCCAAACUCUCAGGGCCUGGAGCACCUGAGUCUUAGGGUGAUGAGCCAGUCUGGAGGGGGGGCCCUGCUCAGCUCAACACUGGGUGUGGAACUUGGCCACUCCAUUGGCUCCCAUUUCAGCAGCUCCUCUCCAAUGACCAUUGAUGUCCCACUUGGUGACAUGAAUCAUGGCCUAUUGGGACACAAUCAGCUAACCACUAUUGAUCAAUCAGAGUUGAGUGCCCAGCUUGGGCUUGGUCUUCAUGGCGGGAACAUUCUGUCCCGUUCCAAGUCCCCUGACCAGCUGUCUGCCACGCCUUCUCCAGCAGGCUCUCUCCAGGAUGAUGACAUGGAUGACUUCAGGAAGAGUGUGCUGGUUGACUCUCCAAUGUCCCUGUCGGUCUCCCCUGCAAUUCUCUCCCACCUCUCCACCAUGCCAGGCUCUGCCCCCAUGCUCUCCUCCAUCUCCCCUGCAUUAGUGAGGCGCGGCGGGGGAAAGCCGGCCAUGGUGGCCGCUACGGCAGGGCCUGGAGGAGGGAAGAAGGGAAAGAAGAAGAAAGACCCCAACGAGCCCCAGAAACCUGUCUCUGCGUAUGCCCUGUUCUUCAGGGACACCCAGGCUGCCAUCAAGGGCCAGAACCCCAAUGCCACAUUUGGAGAGGUGUCCAAGAUCGUAGCCUCCAUGUGGGACAGCCUUGGGGAAGAGCAGAAACAGGUGUAUAAGAGGAAGACGGAAGCAGCGAAAAAUGAGUAUUUGAAGGCAUUAGCAGCUUACAGAGCCAAUCAGCUUUCACAGCCCUCUAUUGAGAUGAUGGACACGGCCUCUUCACCACCACCUCCAGUGCCUGAGCCAGUGAAUGUGGCCCUCCUGGCUCCCACCCGCCCCUCCCGCCUCCCACAGCACAACCCUGACCAGAAUACCAUCACCAACAUCUGCACCUCCAACAUCAUUCUGGACGUCCCCCAGGUCACCACACGCUCCCGCACAGGGGCUCACAAGCCCCUCACCCUGGGCCCCACAGCCACCCCGACCCUGAUCCCAAACAUCACAGCCACCCUGACCCCCACCAUCACCAAGAUCAUCAUCUCCAAACAGAUGCUCCAGGCCGGGGCUCAGCUCCACCAGAUCCCCACCUCCAUGGUGACUGUGCUCCCUGGCGGUGUGCGCACCCUGCUUCCCUCAGCCCCACGCCAGCCCCCACCUCUACAGCAGAUGCAGCAUGCCCCUCCUCCCCCACGGCUCCAGCAGAUGGUACACUCCCCAGCCCCGCCUCCCCUCCAGGCCAAGCCCAGAGGAAGUGCUGGACCUGGGAUUCCUGUGUCCAUCACCGCGACACCUCCCCCUCCACUACAGAUCACGAUAGUCCCUGCUUCUUUGCAAGCAGACGCAUCCUUGCCCAUUAUUGUUACGACAACAGCAACCGCCAACUCAAUUUGUGUCACCAAUUCCACUGUACCUACAUCUGCUUACUCCACCCCUACAGUGGCUCUGCAAUUGGCGAAGUCCACUGACUUGACGGCCAGUGCAGAUGAGGAUGCGGUUACGGAAGAGUUCACGUCAGGAGAGAUGGAAAUGGAGUUCAAUGUGUCUCCAGGUGCCACUGAUGUGGCUUCUGGCCCUCUGACUAUGUGUGUGCGCGCAGGAUGCACCAAUCCUGCAAUAGAGAGCACGGACUGGGACAAAGAGUACUGCAGCAAUGAAUGUGUCGCCACUCACUGCAGGUGUGUGGGUUUGUAUUUAAAUGGAUAUCUUCAUGGCCUGGUGCUCCAUCAGGAAUCACAACACCAUGGUUGUCAAGUAAAGACCAGCAUUACCCAGACAAAGGGAGGAAUGUGUCUUGUUGGGUUGAGUGAUAACAGGCCUACGGUAGACCAAUUGGGGCGAGAGGAAAAGAUGGAGUUCGGAGGGGAAAAGAAAAGCACAGUGUACCACGAAGCGAUCCAUUGGAAAUCAUUUAUGAACAUUACACAUUGGAUUCAUUGACAAAUUCCUGGAUAGUUGAGACCGUGGCCGAGAUGUUUUUAUGUUUUAUUGUUUGGACGUGUAUACCUUUUAACAGGUCUAAGUCACACUGAUAGUGUUAGAGGAAGUAGCCCGUAUGAAGGGACCUAAAGUCAUAGUGGGAUUCCAAAGGGUUCUAUUCCAGAGGGUACAUUGGAACAUAGUGCCACUAGUUUUGACAAAGCUUCAUUUGAUAGGUUCAUUGAAAUCAGGUUUGACAGAGAGAAAUUGGGAUACAAUAUUUUUUGUGAGCCAUGGCAUCCAAAAGCUUAAUGAAGUGUGCUAUCUUAACUAUUUGGAUAAACAUAUAUUUGAUACCCACCUUUUUUUUUUUGGUUGCCUUUAGGUCCUUGAAAAACAUUUGUCAGUCUCUCUUCUUUCUAGAGAAACAGAAUCAGGAAAAUACAAAACAUUUCAGUGAAACUGAAAAUAUGUGAUUUGGAGUAGUGUAUCAUACAAUACUCUUGUUUUCUUUUUACAUUUAGUUUAGUGCCCUCUAGGGCCAAUACUCUUACUUUUUCAUUACUCUGAAGGAAAUGUUCACUGUGUCCGUGGUGAGUAAACAUCAGCAGAAAUCAAGGUCAAUUUGUUAUUACAUUUUUAAUAAAAGAGCGAUGAAGAUAUGGA
Molecule: messenger RNA, 3630 nt
Organism: Oncorhynchus gorbuscha (pink salmon)
Lineage: Eukaryota; Metazoa; Chordata; Actinopteri; Salmoniformes; Salmonidae
Product: TOX high mobility group box family member 4-A-like
Exons: 10
Coding region: 484-2985 (833 amino acids)
Biological process (GO): regulation of transcription by RNA polymerase II
Cellular component (GO): nucleus
Molecular function (GO): chromatin DNA binding
Source: RefSeq, a predicted model, not a curated record